UUUCAGAUGGGUAACUUAUUUUCAAGGAACAAAUCGCCUGCCACAGAGCUUGAGCGAGUUGCUCUUUCAAUUGAUGAUCUGAAAAAGAGGCUUCAGACAAUUUCAUCCAGUAACACAAACACAUUGUACUACUACUACAUGAGCAUCGUCGUGAUUCUGAGCAUUGCCAUGGCUCACACAUGGCUGAGAUUCGAAGAUCCGCAGAAAACGUAUGUGGCGUGUGCUCUGAUGUUGGGAGCAAUUGGUAUUGUUCUUGCUGGUCGCUACGUGAUUAACGGAUUUUUCUCGUGGAGGACAAACCGUACCACUCAAAAACUUGAAAAUGCGAUUUCACAGAAGACUACAUUGCUGGAUCUUGUUAAAGAAACUCUGAAGUUUAAGGAAGCCAAGGAGAUAUUGGACCGAUAUGAGAAGAUCGAACAGAAUACGACAAUUGACAAAAAUGAUUCAACACUCAAAUCGCCAUCGCCUAUCAAGAAGCUUACUGCUGACUCGUCAAUGUUUGCAACUCCGAAGCAAGAGCAAAAAAGAGUUGAAACUCCAACGGCGCAAGGUCCGAACUCUGCCAUGAACUCGAUGAACAUGACCCCUUAUCACCAGCGGAACAGAAAUGCUGUCCCAAUUCGUCCAUUCCUUCGCCAGACAACUGCCUUUGACAGAGUGCUUGACUAUUUUAUGUCCGAUGGACCUAACUGCAGAAACGCUUUGAUUUGCUCCAUUUGUCAUACACAUAAUGGAAUGUCAACUCCGGCCGAGUAUCCAUAUAUAUCCUUCCGGUGCUUCGAAUGCGGACAUCUUAAUCCGGCCAAGAAAAUGGGAUAUAUUUUCAGACCACAAAUUCCGUUGACUCGUCCGCCGAUGGGUCCAAAGGGCAUUCAACACAAUGGAAGAGUUGGUCCGUCUGAAAAUACUCACAAUAUGAUGGAGAAUCAGAAGCCGUCAACUGACCUAACCCCAUCUGCCAGUCAAAAUGGAUCUGAAAAAGGAUCAGACUCGGAAAAUGAGAAGGUCCCGGAGUCCAAGACAAUGGAAACUGAAUUCCAUUAAAAGCCAAUCAUACAACUUGUAGACUAAACAUGUUCCGGGUUUCUUUUUUGUUAUUAUUCAAAUUUUCCACUCGUCUCCAAAAAACGCGUUUCUUAAAUUAUUCGUUAACUCAUUUUUUCAAAGCAAAAUAGUUGUUUUUGCAGCCUCCGUUCUCUGGUAUCUGUACUAUUGUUGUGAAGAUCAUUCGAAAUUUCUGUUCGACCUUGCCAAAUACUUUAACAUUUUUGUUUUGAUCUAAUGAACUUUGCGGGCUCUU
This is a messenger RNA of Caenorhabditis elegans, 1303 nucleotides long. RefSeq names its product Endoplasmic reticulum junction formation protein lunapark (gene lnp-1). Bases 7 to 1047 code for a protein of 346 amino acids. The transcript has 6 exons. Gene Ontology annotation, cellular component: endoplasmic reticulum membrane. NCBI's taxonomy places the organism in Eukaryota, Metazoa, Nematoda, Chromadorea, Rhabditida, Rhabditidae. Gene Ontology annotation, biological process: endoplasmic reticulum tubular network organization. The record is from RefSeq and is marked reviewed.